UCAUGUGAGAUUAGUUGGGAGCGGCCAGGACACUGAACACUCAACACUUGCAGCCAAAUAACAUUCAAUCCCCGAGACGGCAGCGCGCGCAGUGGAAAACACUUUGAACCAGGAAGUGGAGGACUCAACAGAGAGGGGCGGACUUAACAUGGCUGCGAAAGACAGGUUUGAGAGUUUAACCGAGGAGGCAGUUUGUCCCAUCUGCCUGGAUUUCUUCACCGAUCCGGUGUCACUGGAGUGUGGGCACAACUUCUGCCGCUCCUGUAUCACACAGAGUUGGGACAGGGAAGGGAGAAACUGCUGCCCGGAAUGUAGAGAGGAAUUUACAGACCGCACCCUCAGAGUUAGUUGGGCCUUGGUUAGACUGUCUGAGAAAGCUCGAACACUGAGCCUGAAUCAGACAGAGAAGGAAAGUAAACUUCAGUGCGAGAAACAUCAGGAAGAACUGAAGCUGUUUUGUGAAACGGACAAGAAGCUGAUCUGUUUCGUUUGUGCAGCUGGGCGGGAACACAAGUCUCACAGCUUCAUGCCGAUAGAUGAAGCUGUUGAAAUCUACAAGGUUCAGGUGAAAUCUAUUUUCGAAUCUCUCACAGAAAAGGAAUCAGACAUCCAGGAAAAGGAGCAGCAACAGAAACGGAGCAUUUCUGGAGUUCAGGAAAAGUCACACAACCUUCAGUCACAUGUCACAUCCCAGUUUGCUGAACUGCACCAGAUUCUCACUGAGAAAGAGCAGCGCUUACUCGGAGAUAUCCGGGAAGAAACGGCGAAGAUUGUAAAAACAAUGGAGAAAAAUCUUCAAGAAAUUCAAGAGAAUUUAAAUUCAAUUCAGGAGGAACUCUCAAAGUUACAGGAACAGAUAGACCACAAGGAAGGCGUGAUGUUUCUGAAGGAGGAAGCUGGUCGCAAGAGCAGGGUUAGUGAUGAAACCAAAACAAUGUUGGUGGUAGAUGGCGCGUUGCCCAUUGAAAAGUUUGAUCGCACCUUUUUCUACAACAUGGCAUUGAGAGAAACAUCUGAUAUCAUCAACCGAGGUAAAACUAAUAUCUUUUCCAUUGUUCUUUUUAAGACAUCUUUCUGCAAUACUCUUCACCUCUGUGUGUGA
Amblyraja radiata (thorny skate) is the source of this 1102-nucleotide messenger RNA. Its product is annotated as nuclear factor 7, brain-like. The record is from RefSeq and is a predicted model, not a curated record. Bases 149 to 1102 code for a protein of 317 amino acids. Gene Ontology annotation, molecular function: zinc ion binding. NCBI's taxonomy places the organism in Eukaryota, Metazoa, Chordata, Chondrichthyes, Rajiformes, Rajidae. The transcript has 6 exons.